GGAGACUCGAACGGAAACGACACCGGAGACCGACCGACGGUCCCGGUAGAGGCGUUACCGGAGCUCGGAAAGUUCUGGGAUCAGCUGCUCGUCAUUAGAACCUGCUGGAGAUACAAGAAGCUGACGUUCAUCAGUCAUGUCUCAGACUCCUCCGAUUGUCUCUGUCCUCCCGACUCGAGGUCUGGUCGACGAGAAGUUCAAGGUCCUAGUGGAGAAUCUGCCUCCAGGACGUCCGGUGACCGUUCGCUCCCUCCACCACUCUGACAAUGAUCACUACUGGGAGGCCUUCGGGUUCUACACAAGCGACCACAGAGGAACCGUCAACGUAUCAAAAGAUCAGAGUGUUGGAGGCACAUACACUGGAAAAGAGCCAAUGGGUUUGUUGUGGAGCAUGUGUCCUGUCCCAGGCAGCCACAAAGGCCUCAGGUUAAGAAAGUUGAACAUGUGCAGCCCCAUGUUGGUCAACAUCUCGGUCCACAGUGGACAUGAAGGCUUCAGGGAUGGAGCUCCUCUGGCCUCGGUGCUGGUAGAGAGAUGGUACAUGGCUCCAGGUGUCAAGAGGAUCGAUGUCCAAGAGAAGGGACUGCUCGGGACUCUGUUUUUACCUCCAGGUCCAGGACCCUUCCCCGGGAUUCUGGACCUUUGGGGAGGUGGUGGAGGGCUGGUGGAGUAUCGCUCUGCCUUGUUGGCGUCUCACGGUUUCGCUACGAUGUCCCUGGACUACCUGAGUUGCGGCCAGCCAGUAUUCACCUAUGUUGAGACUGCAUUUAAUUUCAUCAAGGACCAUCCUCAAGUGAUUGCAGACAGAGUUGGAGUUGUUGGGCUUUGCCUCGGCUCGCUUCCGGCGCUCUACUUAGCAGCCGACAGCACUGUUGUCAAGCCUCGUUGUACUGUUUGCAUCAGCUGCUUCGCCAUUUAUCCAAGCGACAGGGUUCUCUCAGGGUCCUUUGAAGAAAUUACCUCACUUUCUGGCAACAUACCUGUGGAUGAGAACAACCUUGAGAGGUGGAAGGAUGUAGGUCUGGGGCUUCUGUCUGGCUCGUUAAGGAAAGUAAACAUGGAAAAAGUAACGUCUCCACUGUUGCUGGUCUCCGGCUGUGAUGAUCAGAACUGGCCUUCAUUCGAGACGGCUGAAGAUAUAACUCAGACGAUGCGUGCAGCCGGGAACGACCACCUGCUGAGCAGACUGGACUAUCCUGACUCCGGACAUCUGAUCGAACCGCCUUUCUCACCUCAUUUCAGGGCAAGUACAUUUGUGACUACCAAUAAAAGGAAAGCGAUGAUACUGUGGGGAGGUCAGACCAAACCUCACUCGGACGCUCAGGAGGAUUCCUGGAGGAAGAUCUUGAGUUUUCUGCAGCAGCAUCUGUGCUGCAGCCUCAACGCCAAACUUUGAACGAUCACAUGACCACCACAAAUCUGGUACAGGAAGGAAAAUGUGACGAUGCCAACUGUUAACUUGGACCUUAAAUGUUUGUAAUUGUAGCCAUGCUUCUAUUUGGAAGACAUUUUACAACAAAUGAGGCUUUUAAAAAAAAAAACAAAUUAAGAAAGCUUUUUCUUUUUAAACAGUGUUAGUAAAGCAGAAGGCUGCCAAUGUUUCAGUCACUGGAUGGUCAAUGCAGGUACAAAAUUAUAAAAAGAAAUACUGAGCACAGGGUAACUUAACAUGAUAAAUUCAUAAGCAAAUACUCCCUAAUGUACUACAUAAACAUAAGUAUUCCCUGAGAUUAUAAAGUCAUAAAUUUGCAAGAAAAAAAACUCAAUUUUAAUCCAAAUCCUGCAAAGGAAACCACGUUGUUCUUGCAAUUUGCUGAGAUUCGCUUUAAAAUAUGUUUUUUCAGCAGUUAUGACGGUAAUCACAAGUUUUUCUUCAUCAUAAACUAGUGAGUUUUUUCUUGUAAAUACAUCACUAUAUUCUAGAGAAUUUGUGAGGUUUUCUGUUGUAAAUAUGUUCCUUUAAUCAAAGAAAACUCACAAAUUCAUGAGUUAAAAAAUCAACUGUCUGCAUCUGUGGUUUGGUGACGUUGAUUCAACUUGUUACAUUUUUCUGUGUAGACUUUUUGGGGUUUUCUUGUCAAGUUUUCACUUUAAUCUCAAUAAGUAUUGAAUUUAGUUUCUUUAUGAAUUUGUAUAAUUUUCUUGUCAAAAUACCACUCAAACCUGAAGCAAUAUUCAUUUUUUCUUUGGUGAAUUUACGUCUUUAAUCUUGAAAAUUAUGAGUUUCUUCUCACAAUGUCACCUCCUUUUUUGGCUGCCUAAAUGUUUUCUCAUUUGACACUUCGAUCACGGCGUCAUAAUGUUUUCUCAAACUCUUUAAAAUUCAGCGACAGAGAAGAAUAUGCCCCCAAUAUACACAGUGUUAGCUUCUGUAUUCAGCUAGCUAGCGAUCAUUAGCCUGACAGUAAAGCAGAGCCUUCAGAAGGUUCUUAAAACAGAAAGAGGUCAUGAACAUCGUUAAUUUGCAUUUACGCAAACAUGCAGCUUAAAAUGUUAGUGAUGACUUCAUACUAUAAACUUUUGCUCUAAAAAUGUGAUUCGACUUGUUAGCGUCAUCCAUUAGCAACACAGAUCCAAAUCUGUUUGAAUUACCCUCAGAAUUCAAGAUACGUGCCAUGUUUCAGCGCUAACACUGCUAACGGGUUGAUCGAUCAAUAUUGAUACUUAGCAGUGACAAGCUAUAUUGAUCUGUUUCAGAAAGGAUUAACUCCAUAAGCUUUCUAUUAUAAUUUACCAUGAAUCUACUUUAGCAUGUCGACUCUGAUGAAAAACUAGUCUGUGGUGUAAUGUAUCUAAAUAAAAGUAUUAUUUCUAGUA
Messenger RNA from Amphiprion ocellaris (clown anemonefish), 2817 nucleotides. RefSeq names its product peroxisomal succinyl-coenzyme A thioesterase-like. Bases 137 to 1396 code for a protein of 419 amino acids. Gene Ontology annotation, molecular function: fatty acyl-CoA hydrolase activity. NCBI's taxonomy places the organism in Eukaryota, Metazoa, Chordata, Actinopteri, Pomacentridae. Gene Ontology annotation, biological process: acyl-CoA metabolic process; fatty acid metabolic process. The record is from RefSeq and is a predicted model, not a curated record. The transcript is spliced from 11 exons.